This is a messenger RNA of Ooceraea biroi (clonal raider ant), 1584 nucleotides long. RefSeq lists its product as uncharacterized. NCBI's taxonomy places the organism in Eukaryota, Metazoa, Arthropoda, Insecta, Hymenoptera, Formicidae. The record is from RefSeq and is a predicted model, not a curated record.
CGUUCCGGUAGCAAGCGCGCGCGUGUCACGUGACGCGCGUCGUGAAAAUGAACGUACGAUGUAUAUGUAUGCACGGGCAUGAUGACGGUUUGGGGUUAGAAGCCAAUUUGUUUUGUACUGGAAAUUCGACUGAUAGGCGAAAGAGACGCCUGACUGAUGAUAUAAGCGCGGCUGUUUCGUUACAGCGAGUGAAACUUAAAUGAGUGAUAUGUUCGAUUGUCGAGAUAAGGAGUGAAUUUUUUAUACGAUUAUUAUGGGGAGAGUGUGUUGCGUUUUGGGAUGCCCAUCGGGUGGCGAUGCCCCGUCUCAUCAGAUCCCGAAGAACCCAGUCCUCUUCCAGAAAUGGAAGGACAUGAUCUACUCCGAGAAGAUUCAGCACAUGACUGACGAGCAGAUAAGCAAGUGCACCGUCUGCUACCGCCACUUUGCCAGUGACGAUUAUCUGAUAACUUAUCGAGUAAGGAAACUGAAACGUGGCAUCGCACCCUCACUAAAUCUGCCGAACAAACCUGCCAGCAGCAGCAGCGAGCCGGAUGUAGUUAAAACAGAACCAGACACUGAAUCCGAGCCAUUGAGCGCAAGUGCGUCCGUAAAGGAGGAGCGUGUAGAAGGUGCGGGGAGUGGAGAAGCCGCAGCUGGCAUUGCGUUGUUCGAGGACGCUCCGGAGACGCUGGAGCUGCGCUUCGAGGAAUCGCCAGACCGCGUCUCGUCGAACGAGCGCGUCGAGCGAAUCGACCUGGCGACGGAGCCAGAAUUCGAGUCACAUUGCAAAAAGGAAAGAGCAUCGAGGAGAAAACGAGCGAGACUGAAGCAGAAGCAGUUGACGCUACUGCGAUGCAAGAAGCAGGCCGAGCGAUACGAGAGAACGCCUACGAUACAGAGGAUACUGUCGCUGUUGACGUCCGACGAAGUGGCGGCUGCCAAGGCGAAAAUACGAAGGUCGAGAUACCUGCCGAAGGUGUAUGUUAAAGUGUACCACGACAUUGCGAAGAGUAAGGCUCUUUCUCAUAAGACCUGAUGAUUCCGAUUCAUCGACUCGUCGAAUAUCGAAGUUUAAAUACGCCGAGAGGAUCAGACGUCGUUGAACAUACUUAAUUAAGUAAGUGCACAUUUUGGCCUAAGUAAAUUUAUUAAUAAAAAGAAGCAAAAUUUGAAUUAUAAAUACGAGUUAUUAAUGUUAUAUGAAGAAAAGAAUUAUUCGUUUUACAAAUACUAAAUAUUGUUAACAUAAAAUAGAUAUAAAAAUUGUUAAUAAAUAAUAUUAAUAAAUAAGAAAUACUAAGUGUUGCUAGAUAUUAACACGGAGACAUAGGAAAACGGAAGCUCAUAAAAGUCAGGGUGAUACUAUUUAGUUUUUAUGAUUUUAGAUGAUUUUGCUGGGGCAUGAAUGAAUGCUUGGAUAAGCAUUCUCAAUUGUAUAAGAAAAGGUAGAGCUUGUUUUAAAUGUCUGGCAAUUCUCUGUGCGAGUGGGAAAGAUCCUAAGUGGGCAGAAAUAUUUGAUGCGAAAUCAGUGUUCGAUACAACGUUAGUUUUACUGUAUUUUUAAAAACAAAUACAUGAAAUAUACAUUUAUAAUUAUAUAUA